AUGUUUUUUUUUGCUACAUAUUUUUUAUUUUUCUAUGUUUUAAUUUUAUAUUUUAAUAUUCCAUUAUACUCAAGCAAAAUAAAAAUAAAAAGAAUUUACAAUGAAAGAAUAUAUAAUUUGAACUUUUUAAACAAUUUUUAUAAAUAUAGAUUGAAUAGAAGUAAAAAAUUAAAUGUUCUAAUCAAUUCACCAGCUCAAGUAAAAUUAUCAGAAAUAGAAGACAAUAGAGAUAGGAGUGGGAAGUAUUGUGUAAUUGAAAUAUGCGGAAAAAUAAGAUGGAUUGAAGAAGGUAGAUAUUAUGAUUUUUUUAGAAUCAAACAAGAAGAAAACAAAAAAAUUUAUUUAAACAGAGUAUUUUUUUACAAUAAUGAAGAAGGUAAGUUGUUUUUUGGUAAUCCUUUUCUAGAUAACGUAAGAAUUAAAGCUACAAUAUUAAAUCAUUUUAGAGGCAAGAAAAUAUAUCGCUUAAAAUUUAAACGAAAAAAAAAUUAUAAAAAAUUCUAUGGUCAUAGACAAGAGAUGACAAGAAUUAUCAUAGAUAAAAUUGAAUGUAAUAAUGAAUUGAUUGGUGAAGAAACAAGAAAAUUUAAUUUUUUUAAAGACGAUUCUAUUUAUUAUAUUCUGAAUCGUAUACAUAAUAUAGUUAAACCUAGUUCUGAAUUAAAAUACUUAAAAAAACAUUUUAUGGAUUAUUUAAAUUCAUUUUGCUCUUUAAAAUUUGAAACAUUUUAUAAACAUAGAGGAAAUUACAAAAAAGAAAAAAUGCUUCGAAAUAUCUUAAAAACAAAAAAAUUAAGUAAAAGACCUGAAGUAAUUGAAGAAGUUAAAAAGAUAGAAGAAGAAAAAAGAAAUAAACGUCUUAAUAAAAUUGAUCCCUUAGACGAAUUUGAUCCCAUUGCUAAUGAAUUUAUGAUAAAGGAAAAUUUUUACACAUAA
Messenger RNA from Plasmodium relictum, 936 nucleotides. RefSeq names its product apicoplast ribosomal protein L21 precursor, putative. The record is from RefSeq and is a predicted model, not a curated record. The transcript has a single exon. Gene Ontology annotation, molecular function: structural constituent of ribosome; RNA binding. Lineage: Eukaryota; Apicomplexa; Aconoidasida; Haemosporida; Plasmodiidae. Bases 1 to 936 code for a protein of 311 amino acids. Gene Ontology annotation, biological process: translation. Gene Ontology annotation, cellular component: ribosome; mitochondrial large ribosomal subunit.